Leptosia nina is the source of this 258-nucleotide messenger RNA. NCBI's taxonomy places the organism in Eukaryota, Metazoa, Arthropoda, Insecta, Lepidoptera, Pieridae. The record is from the annotation of a GenBank genome assembly.
AUGAAAACAGUCCGUCUGCUCCCGAUACCGUUAUCAGAAGUCAAGCGUGCACAAGUGCCAAAUUUCGGUCCUAAUAAACUAGCAGAUAAGACUCAAAAUCGCACAGCAAGUCAUGAACCAUGCGGUCAAAGUCCUCACAUUAAGGUUGAUAUUCGGUACAGAUUAUUGCUUUUUCAGCACGCAGCAGCGUGCAGCAGCUGCUACAUGUGUGAAGCUGCUGAGGUCUGUAUGUCGAAGGAAUUGGACAAAGUACCAUGA